This is a messenger RNA of Fusarium proliferatum ET1, 1095 nucleotides long. RefSeq lists its product as uncharacterized. The coding region runs from base 1 to 1095 and encodes 364 amino acids. The transcript is spliced from 5 exons. NCBI's taxonomy places the organism in Eukaryota, Fungi, Ascomycota, Sordariomycetes, Hypocreales, Nectriaceae. The record is from RefSeq and is a predicted model, not a curated record.
AUGAACUAUCCCAUGAGAGACAAAGCUGCUCACUUCAGACGGCCUCUGGGGCCAGACCAGAACACGGCCAACAUACCUAUCAUUGACAUUUCUGCUCCUGAUGCCGACCAAAAAGAAGUUGCUAAACAGCUUGUCGACGCUGCUGAAGAGCAUGGGUUCAUUUACAUCCGCAACCUGGGCCUUGACAUUCAAGCUAAGGACAUUGAUGGGGCGUUUGAUCUUGUCCGAAAGACGUUCGAAUGCCCCUUGGAAGAGAAGCAAAGGUGCACGAUCCAGACCAACAACCGUGGAUGGUCUGGCAUGCACUCCGAAACACUGGAUCCUAAACAUCAAAAGGUUGGGGACUUCAAAGAAGCCUUCAACUUUGGCGAGUUCGCAGAUGGGAAAGCCCAACAGCCUCUCCCAUCUGACCUGGUUUCUCAUGAGCCUCAGAUAAGUGCUUUUGCUAACUCAUGCCAUGACCUCUGCCAGAAGCUUCUAUACCUGCUUGGUCUAGGUCUCGGUGUCGACGAUUUCUUCUCCUCUGCUCACAACACAGAAAAAGGCGCUUCGAGCUCUAUACUUCGCUUUCUGCGUUAUCCACCCCCGGAAUCUACUGCACACUCCGAAGAUGACAUUCGUGCUGGAGCUCACUCAGACUACGGUUCUGUCACUCUCCUCUUCCGUCUCAAGGGACAAGCAGGACUCGAAGUUCUCAGAAAGGAUAACGUUUGGGCACCUGUUCCUGUGUGUCCUGAUGGCACUGAAGAAGACCCCAGCCCGCCCAUUCUCGUCAACAUCGGCGAUCUGUUGUCAUACUGGACGAACGGACUCUUCCGCAGCACUUUACAUAGAGUCGUCUUCCCCUCAGAAGGCAGCUCCGGGGUGCAAGGGGAGACAAGCAAUGGGCCAAGGUAUUCAAUCGCGUACUUUUGCCACCCUGUCGGGGCCGCACCUCUUGAGCCUGUCCCUAGCGAAAGAGUGAAGAACUAUACCCCUUCCGAGGGAAUGUCCAGCGAGAACCCUUAUGCUACAAGAAAGGUCAUGACAGCUGAUGAGCACCUAUUUAUGAGACUCAAGGAGAGUUACGGCGAUCUGUAUGAGGAAAAGUCAUAG